Molecule: messenger RNA, 4347 nt
Organism: Ochotona curzoniae (black-lipped pika)
Lineage: Eukaryota; Metazoa; Chordata; Mammalia; Lagomorpha; Ochotonidae
Gene: AZIN1
Product: antizyme inhibitor 1
Exons: 13
Coding region: 820-2166 (448 amino acids)
Biological process (GO): positive regulation of polyamine transmembrane transport; negative regulation of protein catabolic process
Cellular component (GO): cytoplasm
Molecular function (GO): ornithine decarboxylase activator activity; ornithine decarboxylase activity
Source: RefSeq, a predicted model, not a curated record
UAUAAACACUGGCGUCGGCGGCACCGCCUUCCCACACUCGCUGCCUCUCCCGCCGGCCGUAGCGUUCCUUCUCUCCCUUUUUCUUCUUCCCCCCUCCCCUCCUUGCCGGGUCGUCGCCUCCUCUCACCUCUCUGGCUGUGCUGUCCCCUCUGCGCCCUGACGAGGCCGAGUCCUCUCCCCCGCACCGGGCCCCCCGCCUCUUCCUCCUCUUCGCCCGCGCUGCUCCGGUUUCUCUCGGGCCGCCGCCGUCACUGCCGCACAGCUGCUGGUGUCGGGGCCGCGCUUUUUCCCUCACGUCGUUCCCGCAGCCUAUGGCCCAGGCCGCCUUGGGUAUUUCUGCUCAAGGUAACCACAUCCCUCUUUAAAAAUUCCGCCGAAAAAGAGAAGACGCUUUACCCGACUCUUUGGGCCGUUAUCUCACGGCGAACUUUCUGACCAAGUAUACAACUACCCAGAGGGCCUAGGAGAAGUGCUGUAUAGAGAGCAGUUCGACUUCAACGCUGAGCCACCUUGGGAACCUAGCUGAUGAUAGGGGGUUCCAUCUCCUAACUUGUCCAUCUCUCCCUGUUCUACUUCCAGGGAGCUCUUCACUGCAGAAACCCAAGACUCAUAUUCAUCCAGCUUGGUGUCAAGUGGGCUGUGCUGCCAGAAUUAUCUUGUGAUUAUUUGAGAGAUGUGUCAGUUUCUUCUGAAGUACAAUCAACUGUAGACGCCUUUGUAGCAGUUUGUUGCAUAUUCUAAGGACCCAGACAUAGGCUUGCUGGCCCAUCUCUUGUUUUUCCUGGUAUAUGACUUUCGGCUUUGUGGAAUACGGCUGAGAUGAAAGGAUUCAUUGACGAUGCAAACUACUCCGUUGGCCUGUUGGAUGAAGGAACAAACCUUGGAAAUGUUAUUGAUAACUAUGUAUAUGAACAUACCCUGACAGGAAAAAGUGCAUUUUUUGUGGGAGAUCUUGGAAAGAUUGUGAAAAAGCACAGUCAGUGGCAGAAUCUAGUGGCUCCAAUAAAGCCGUUCUAUACAGUGAAGUGCAAUGCUACUCCAGCUGUACUGGAGAUUUUGGCAGCUCUUGGAACUGGGUUUGCUUGUUCUAAUAAAAAUGAAAUGGCUUUAGUGCAAGAAUUGGGUGUGCCGCCAGAAAACAUUAUUUACAUAAAUCCUUGCAAGCAAGCAUCUCAGAUAAAAUACGCCGCAAAAGUUGGAGUGAAUAUCAUGACAUGUGACAGUGAAAUUGAAUUGAGGAAGAUUGCACGUAAUCAUCAAAAUGCUAAGGUCUUACUACAUAUUGCAACAGAAGACAAUAUUGGAGGUGGAGAAGGUAGCAUGAAGUUUGGCACCUCACUGAAGAACUGUAGGCAUCUCUUGGAAUGUGCUAAGGAACUUGAUGUCCAAAUAAUUGGAGUUAAAUUUCAUAUUUCAAGUGCUUGCAAAGAAUCUCAAGUUUAUGUCCAUGCUAUAUCUGAUGCACGAUGUGUUUUUGACAUGGCUGGAGAGUUUGGCUUUACGAUGAACAUGUUAGACAUCGGUGGAGGAUUCACAGGAACUGAAUUUCAAUUGGAAGAGGUUAAUCAUGUUAUCAGCCCUCUGUUGGAUGCCUACUUUCCGGAAGGAUCUGGUAUUAAAAUCAUUUCAGAACCUGGCAGCUACUAUGUGUCUUCUGCAUUCACACUUGCAGUUAAUAUCAUUGCAAAGAAAGUUGUUGAAAAUGAUAAAUUUUCUGCUGGAGUAGAAAAAACCGAAAGUGAUGAACCAGCCUUCGUGUAUUACAUGAAUGAUGGUGUUUAUGGUUCUUUUGCAAGUAAACUGUCAGAGGACUUAAAUGCCAUUCCAGAGGUUCACAAGAAAUGCAAGGCAGAUGAGCCUCUGUUUCCAAGCAGCCUUUGGGGUCCAUCCUGUGAUGCACUGGAUCAGAUCGUGGAAAGCUGUCUUCUGCCGGAGCUGAAUGUGGGCGAUUGGCUUAUCUUUGACAACAUGGGAGCAGAUUCUUUCCAUGAACCAUCUGCUUUUAAUGACUUUGAGAGGCCAGCUGUUUACUACAUGAUGUCAUUCCGUGACUGGUAUGAAAUGCAAGAUGCUGGAAUUACUUCAGACACAAUGAUGAAGAACUUCUUCUUUGUGCCUUCUUGCAUUCAGCUGAGCCAAGAAGACAGCUUCCCCACUGAAGCUUAAACAGGCAUUACUGCUUCAUUAGAUCUGAAGUUGCAGGUUAAGCUUGUCUGGUCUACAUUCCAGUGGGUGGGGGGAUUCAAACAACCUUAUUCUGUUAAUUCUCUUGGAAACAAAAAUAUUAGUAAUAGCCAUUUGGGACCAGACAAAAUCAGCUUUCAUUUAUAAUUCAUUGGGGGUUAUAAUGGGAGAUUAGAUAAUGUAUCCAGAUUUAAAUUUAACAGUUUGUCCUACCCCUCCUUAAGCGUUUAAAAUAAAAUAUGCAACAAAAUGGAUGACUUAGUGGAGAUGGAAGCCCAUUAAUUGGGUUCCCCAUUAAACCGUUUACAUACAAGUACACAGUUUUUAUACUAAGGAUUCGUGUUAAAAAGUCUUGUAAAGUUACUGUCUUUCACCCAGAUAUAUCAAAUGUCAGUGGAAGACAAACAGUGUGACUUCAUUAGAUAUGUUUAGUGUAUUUAGGAUGUGUAAAUUUGUGCUUUGAACUGUAGCUUAAUAAAUGUAAAAUUGCAUCAUAGUAUUUGUUGUAUUUGACCUAAUGUAACCCUUGUAUGAUUGCAAUAAAAUUUUGUGUAGAUUUAACUUUUUUCAGGCUAAAACUUUGGGAAAGGGGCUAGCUAGCAAAAAUAGCUUUGGAAUAGAUGUGUAUAUGGACUGUUGUUGGAAAUUAUUUUUCUUUAUAGCCCAUUUUAAGUUUAGUUUGGCUCAGAACUUUUCAUUUAUUUAAUUAGUAAUUUAAGUAAAGUGGUAAAUCAUUGUGAAGUUCAGAUUCCAUUAUGGAGAGUUGAUGUGCAGUAGUAAGCAUGAUGUUUAACAAUUUUUAACACCAAAAAUGUUAAUCCUGCAUAAACCAAUUGUAAUAAUCAGUAGGUGUUUUUGUAUAGAUAGGAUGCAUAGAGUAUCUUAGUAAAUCUUUGAACCACAAAUCCUUUGACUGAAGUGGAAGAUUCUCUUAAAUACUUUGGAUAAACGUGGGGAAGGAAAUACAGUUGCAGAAAACUGCAGAGCCCUGAUACUUAAAGAAGGGCUGCGUCUAUCCAGAAAGCGGAUGCUCUUUGCGCAGAUAUUUACAUUCAGAGUAGGGGCUGUGGUAAAGCACACUUUGUUUCUUCAGUUUCUGAUUUCAGUCAUUUCAAGUUUAGGCCUUUUUGGGUUUGGUUUCAACUAUUAGUUUCUUAUUUCCAAUCUGUUCUGCUUAGUAACUACUUUUCAUUCUUUUUAUACUAAGAUUUUAUGGUAGUAGGGGAGGGGAGUUAGCAUCACUAACCUGACAGCUGUUUCCAGGACUUGGCUUUUUGUUCACUGCUUGUGUGUUAGUAAUCCUGGAUCUCAGAAUCACAAUGGUAAUAAACAACAAUGAUCACUUCUUCCUAACUUAUUCUAUGUUCAGAUGUGGAAUUUCUGUCUCCCAAGAGGAAAUGUGACUUCACUUUGGUGCCAACAGACAGAAAAUUCUACCUAUGCUACAUAGGAGAAGUUUGGAAUGCACUUAAUAGCUGGUUUUUGUACCUUGAUUUCAAGGUGGAAAGGAAUUAAUCAUGAAUUUCUAAUAAAUUUCAAUCUCAAACCAGUAGGUGCUUAUUACUAUUUUUGAUUUGAUUAUGCCCAUUGAAUUUCAUGGGUUGUCUUAAUAAAAGAGAAAAUUAGGACCCCAAAGUCCUUGACACUUAAUUGCCCUUGGGCUUUUCCAAGGAAUAAUAAUUAUGGGGUUUUGUGUAAAAUUCCAAGCUACCUUGCAACAUUUUUUUUAAUCAUAAUGAGGAGGAGGACUUGUUUCCUGCCUUCUCUACAUGUGCAUUGUGGUCUGAAAAUGCCAAACCUUGUCAGGUGGUCCUUGAGUUCUUCACUAUAAGGCUUGAGCUCAUGGCAUAUCAGUUUGCUAUAUCUGAGGGAGGGUUGUUCUGUGUGAAAUAGCUUGAAGUUGCAAACACCACAUGUGAAUGAUAGGAUAACUUAAAGAAAUGUCUGUACCGCAUUUUAAAGACUGUCAUAAAUCUGAAGUUUGAACCUUGUAUUUGAAUUUGGUAUGCUUAAACACUUAAUGAAUUAAUGUAAAACUUUUUUUUACAGUAUUGUAAUCUCAGAUCAAGAUUUAACUGAAAAUAUAAGACCCAAAUGAUUUCUGUAUAGUAAAUUGAACUGUAAAGGUAACUUGUGUGAUUCUGAAUACACAGAUAAAAUGUU